This is a messenger RNA of Necator americanus (New World hookworm), 222 nucleotides long. RefSeq lists its product as uncharacterized. NCBI's taxonomy places the organism in Eukaryota, Metazoa, Nematoda, Chromadorea, Rhabditida, Ancylostomatidae. Bases 1 to 222 code for a protein of 73 amino acids. The record is from RefSeq and is a predicted model, not a curated record. The transcript has a single exon.
AUGCAGUUACUGUUCAUCCUUGAACUGCAUGGUGUUGGAAAGGACAUGUUUUCAAAUGUGAGUCCUAAAAAUUCCGCUGACAAAAGCAUGGAAUCGGCAAAAAUCGUCGCAGUGACGCUAAACAAUGCUCGUAGUGCAUGUUGCAUAACUGAGAUUCUCGCCGAGAUAAGGUCUCGCUACCUUGAUCCUGAUAGUGAUCUCCGUGAUGCGUCGACCAGGUGA